AUGGCGCACCGAAAGGAUCUCAACGGCAUGCUAGGCACAGUCGUUGCAGACAGGCCCGACGAGUUUGGCCGCAUCUACGUCGAUGUCGGUGGUAAAACUGACCGGGCCAGAGUUCUCAAGGUGCUCCCCGACAGGCUCCAGGAAGAAGGCAAGGAGACCGUGCCCUCGUGGAUGCCAGCAGGGCGCGAUAUCCUAGAUCCUCUGGGGGCCAGCCCUUGGUCCUCCUCUGGGAUCCGCACCGGCUUCCCAGGCUUUGGCAUCUUGAAUGUGAAGCAAUGGAAAUCUCAGCCGGAGUUGGCUGACAAGCUACACCAAGUCCGUCCCUUCAGCGGGCAGCCGGCAGAUCUGGAGAAUGCGCUUUUGGGGGUGGUACGUGCAAACAGCAUGAAUGAGGUGUUGUUUGCACCGACGUGCGGCCUUGUCCUGGUGACGAAGGUCGAGGAUGCAGCUCUGCAGUUGUUAUGCCCAGCUCCACCUCCCCUGCCAGCACAGUACCUCGUGGUCGGGGACUUCAAGCGAAUGAAGUUCCUUGACAUUUGA
Messenger RNA from Symbiodinium pilosum, 540 nucleotides. NCBI's taxonomy places the organism in Eukaryota, Dinophyceae, Suessiales, Symbiodiniaceae. The record is from the annotation of a GenBank genome assembly.